Molecule: messenger RNA, 2580 nt
Organism: Symbiodinium sp. CCMP2456
Lineage: Eukaryota; Dinophyceae; Suessiales; Symbiodiniaceae
Source: the annotation of a GenBank genome assembly
AUGAGAGCUUUUUCAUUUGCUCAACCAAGAUUUGACUCCACGGCAACGCCCAUGAUGAAGUACUGCUUGCUUGUGCGUGCCAUUGCCAUUCUUUGUGCCAUGCAAGCCGUCGAUGAACGCAACAACAAAGAGGUCCGACGUCGCGCGGAGCUGGCCCUUCAGAGGAUGCAAGGUCCAAGUUUGUUUCGUUGUGCUCUCACUUGCGACUACACCUCGGAGUGUCUGCGGUUUCUCCGUGUUUUCGACAAAGAGGAUCCCGAUGCAGCAAAAAUUCCAGAGAUUCUAGACAGUUUCUGUGCGCGACUGAAGCUUCUGUUCGUGGACGGCUACAUCCUUGCGGAUACAUGCUCUGCAGGUCCAUCAGGUCCCCAAGGCCCCAGCUCCAGCACAUCUCCGCAGAUCUUCUACGGCAACAAAGUUCACUACCUCUGCACACAUGCUGGAGUGGCGGAAGUGCGGCGGGUCAUGGAACAAAUGAGCGACGUGACCAAGGCAAUGCUCAAGCGUGUGAAGGUGGAUCUGAGUGGUGAUGAGGUCGGGUUCGCCUUGCAAACGUUCAGUGUCCAGCGGUGGGGUGAUGCCCAGCGUCGGUCGGAGUUGCGAACGCAUGCCGCAACAUUGUGCAAGCUUCUGAAACUGCAGUCAAGGACAGUUGUGCCUGUGGUGGCUUCAAUUGGUGUAAAGUUGCACUCUGUUGUAUGUGCGGCCAAGGCGCAAGGACUGUGUGUCAGCAACAGGCAGGCAUGGUCGUGGGCGUUGCUGCCAGUGUGGCGUGCUCAGCAGGUGCCGAAGGUUCAGUGGUUGGAAGACUGUGAAGUGCUCAUAAGCUUUUACCUCUCCUUGAAAAUCAAUACUACCACGCUGGAGCGCAAUCUCGGUGAGUUGUUGCACCAGCUGAACAUGCACUCCGGGCCUUUGGCUGAAACUGGCGCAAGCGUGGCAUCAAUCAUGGAAGUGUCAGCCGAGGGUCCUCAGAAAGAAGAGGAGUUCUUUCUACCUCCAGCACGACCAGGAGGGCUGCUUGAGCCAAGUGACUUUGCAGUCAAAUGUGCGCAGCUGUGGCUGGAGCAUUUUGGACGCCGCUUCCGGCAAUCCUAUCGUGCGAAGAAUCCAGAGGCACCCAGGUCCCAAGGUUCCCAGGACACCAAGCAUCGCCCCGGUACCUUGGCAUCCAUUGCUGCUGGGCAGGGCGCAGCCACGGCAGCCAUUGUUUCUGCUGCCACACGUGCGGGGAGCAGGAGGUGGGCACCUUCAAGCUUCAUUCCCUCCAUGACAUUGCCCAUGGCUUCUCGGCCGGACACAACCCAUCUACAUGGCACUCGUUGGGGCCCAGUCGGCUGCAGGGAAGCUCUGGACGAGGAGGAUGACCUCGCGAAUUUCGAAAAGCGCACGGCUGAUGUCAUUGUUCUGCACCGGCUGUCAGACGUUGACACCGUUUGUCAUGAUCAGCUGGUGCUGGGCCCAGCCUUGGCUCUUGUCCACUGCUAUGGUCUCGGAAAGAUUCUCACAGACAAGCAGGAUAUGGUCGCAUUCAUGGACAAGCCUGCAGCCGCACAGGAGCAUCCGAUGUUGUGCUUUGCCGCCUCUGCCCGCAGUAAAUUGCUGGGUAUUCAGCUUCACCGUGAGUUGCCGCAGCUCCUUGCUUGCAUGAGGUGCCGUUUCUUUGAGGAGGCUCUGCAGGACAGUCCUGCGACGACCUUGACUUUCCCUAACUUCUGGGUGGAGUCUGCCAAGAAGGCCAUGGCCUGGGCACGCAGGGAUCAAGUCAUUCAGGUCGGCGGGGCACCGUCCCAGAGCGAGAAGGCAGUGACGCAUCGUCUUCGAACUGCUGCCCAGCAGCUCAAGACUGCCAUUGGGUGCACCAACUAUGUCAUCCUUCAGUUGCAGACCAAAGACAACGUCGCGGAUGCGAUCUCUCGUGGAGACUUGCUUCUUGAGGAGCUGGGUGAAGAGGGCGACACUGUCUAUGUGGUUUCCUCCUGGUUCUCGCUGUUUCAAGAAAUGCCGUUCCAGAACAAGUCCAAGUGGAUGUUGACCAUUGAGAGAUGCACGCUCCUUCCCCAGAUCGAUAUUUCAUCUUGGACUUUGCUGCACCGCAAGUUCAUGGUAGAAUUCAGCUUGGGGCCACCGCUUGCCUUUACGUAUUUUGUGGCAGUCCCAGUGCCCGACAAAGAGAAUGGUGAAAGUGUCGACCUGUCCGAGCAGGACACCCGGCCUCUGCUGGCUUGCUUGGCUCGCAAUUUCGUUGCUGCAGGGUGUGAGAACCCAUUUAUCCCGGAGGUCCACCCGGGCCCGGUGUUUCCAUUGUGUUCCUCCAGCACAGCAGCGAUGGGCGUGGGUUUCUUUGCUUACGAGACUGAGCAUCUUGCACUCCUGGAGAUGAGUGUGCCGCAGCUGCUGCAGAAGAAGGCCCCAAUUGACCACCCUCUUGGAAGCUUCUGGCUCUUGCCAGCUGCCGUUGCCUGGGAGAAGGUCAGAUUUGGCGACAUGAUUGUGCGCCGGGCGGCCUGCCGUAUGACCCAAACAACCACGCAAGAUGCGCGGCAGCUUGCUUCCCUGUCCGAGAGCCAAUCCGGCUGA